Doryrhamphus excisus (bluestripe pipefish) is the source of this 1085-nucleotide messenger RNA. RefSeq names its product crystallin, mu (gene crym). Gene Ontology annotation, cellular component: cytoplasm. Gene Ontology annotation, molecular function: thyroid hormone binding. The record is from RefSeq and is a predicted model, not a curated record. Gene Ontology annotation, biological process: thyroid hormone metabolic process. Lineage: Eukaryota; Metazoa; Chordata; Actinopteri; Syngnathiformes; Syngnathidae.
GCACUCAGAGCAGAGCAAGCAUUCGCUGUCUGGUGCAAACCUGGAGCAAACGUAGCGGACCGCCAUGGCCGAACAGCCACUUUUCAUGUUGGAGCAUCAAAUUGCUCGACUGCUACACUACAAGGACUUGAUCCCUCGUCUGGAGGAAGCCUUGGCCAAAUUUUCCACAAGAGACCCAGCGGAGGUGAUCCAACCUGUGCGGACCACUCUGCCUCUGCAGAAACUGAAAGGUGGCUUGGGAUUGAUGCCUUCAUACAUGGAAAACGACGGAGUCCUGUGCACAAAGUUUGUGUGUUCCUACACACGAGAGAAAGACUCCACACUGCCAUCGAUUCAGGCCACAGUGGUGCUGCUGGACCCUGAAAUUGGAAACUUGAAGGCCGUGAUGGAAGGAAAUGUCAUCACGUGCAUGAGGACGGCUGCGGUGUCUGCCAUCUCUGCAAAGCUGCUGAUGCCUCAUCAAGCAGAGGUGCUGGCCAUCUUGGGAACAGGACAACAGGCCCUCAGUCAUUACAAUGUCUUCACUGAGACAUUUUCAUUCAAGGAGGUGCGAGUGUGGGGCCACAGGAAACAAGGGACAGAAAGGUUUCAAAGUUCAGCCGGCGGACCUGUAAACAUCUGCGACUCGGCGGAGACGGCAGUGAAGGGAGCCGACGUCAUCGUGACCGUAACGUCAAGUUCAGAGCCGGUGCUCUUUGGACAGUGGGUCAAACCGGGAGCCCACGUGGCAGCGGUGGGAGCUUGCAGUUCACGCUGGCGGGAGCUUGAUGAUGUGCUGAUGAAGGAGGCGGUCAUCUAUGUUGACAGCAGGGAGGGAGCCAUGACCGAGUCUGGUGACAUCCUCCUCUCUGGGGCUAAGGUGUUUGCCGAGCUUGGAGAAGUUAUCAAUGGAACAAAACCUGCGCUCAGAGAGAAGACGACUGUGUUUAAAUCCCUGGGAAUGGCGGUUCAGGAUGCAGUGAGUGCCAAGUUGGUGUUUGACCAAUGGAAAGCAAGUCAAGAAGUUUAAAACUGUGCCCUAUGUGAGACAAGCAUACUGCAUUGAAUGCCAAAUGAAUUAUUAAAACAAUCAUAACGGGAUUGUA